AUGGACAAAAGGGGUGAUAACAAAGAUGAUUGCGAACAUUUCUUACGGAAUCGGUUACGCAAGGAUAACUCGACAGGUAUAUUACGAGAAAAUAUCGCGGGAGUGCUUCAGUGGGACACGUGGACCAGUGAAAUGAAGACAGGCCUUUUGCUUGUGGUUUUCAUUGUUCAUGCCUCGGGUGAAAACGCCGGUGAAAAAGAUAAACGCAGUCUGUCCGAUUUCGUCGACUCGAGUGGGUACUACGGCGCCAGAACUAUCACUUUUAUUAAAGAGAUACCGCAGCCGUAUCCUGUAGCUGUCGAGAAGAAGGUUCCGUACCCGGUGCAUGUUCCAGUCGAUAGACCUAUAGCUGUUCACGUACCUCGGCCGUACCCGGUAACCGUGGAAAAACAAGUUCCCUAUCCCGUCAAGGUACCCGUACCGCGGCCUUAUCCAGUCGAAAAGACGGUCCACGUCCCGGUAAAGGUUCACGUCGAUGUUCCAAGACCAUUUCCCGUUAUCAAACCUGUUCCGGUUUACAUCGAAAAAAAAGUGCCUGUACCUUUCGUAAAGCACGUACCUGUCCCGGUCAAAAUUCCCUACGAUGUGCCUAAGCCGUACCACGUAUCCGUCCCAGUGGAGAAGAAGGUCCCGUAUUACGUCGAGAAACCUGUGCCAUACGGCGUUCAAGAACCCAUCGAUAAGCCUUACAAAGUCAUCGUCCCAAAGCCGUACCCAGUUACUAUCGAAAAGCCUUACCCGGUGAACAUCGUGAAAAAAGUCCCCUAUGAAGUUAAAGUGCCUCAAUACGUCCAAGUGCCUGUUCCAGUGUAUGUAAAAAAGCACGUUCCCGUCCACGUCCCAGUGCACAAAAAACAUUAUUAA
Cimex lectularius (bed bug) is the source of this 864-nucleotide messenger RNA. Its product is annotated as zinc finger protein 512B-like. The record is from RefSeq and is a predicted model, not a curated record. The coding region runs from base 1 to 864 and encodes 287 amino acids. NCBI's taxonomy places the organism in Eukaryota, Metazoa, Arthropoda, Insecta, Hemiptera, Cimicidae. The transcript has a single exon.